AUGGACAGAUACAAGAAUAUUCCAGAGGGUUCCAGCACCGCCAGAAGUGAUGAUGAAAGAAAUCUUCAAAAUAUCACUGAAGAUGAAGAAGAAGCAUUCUCCAGUGACCAAGAAGAACAAUGCAAACGCCGUGGUGGCUCAUGGCGGAACUUCCUGAAAAAGAAGGUGCUUUAUGUUACUGAACUAUGGAAUAAAUUUACUAUCUUUCUUUGGAGAUUGGGCGAGAUACACAUCUUCAAGCUUGUGACUUUGUUCAUCAUUAUUGUCUCUGUCAAUGAGGUGUCGGCUCUGACUGCCAUCUAUGUCCUGCUAGUCGCUGUCCUGUUACCACUAUCAAAGGCCAGCCUGUUGCUGUCCCACGUGACUCUUGUGUGGACGACAGUGAUCAUCCUGGCCAAGAUGAUCUUCCAGCUGAGCCUGGUGGAGACCCAUUACUGGAUCACCGGAUGUGAGGAUCAUAAUAUCAGCACUUCUGAGGGGAAUGAAACUGACAAUGCCAUUUGGUUUGGCUUACAGAAGAUUUGGUCACCAAGUAUUAACAGCACCAUCUCUCACUAUCUGCGGUUCUAUGUCCUGGUGUUGGUUCUGAUUGUGUUUGAGAGCAUCAUCCGCUACCAUCAGAGACAGUACUAUAGGAAUCCACUGAUCCACAAACCUGAUCGGGGCAUACUGUUCUCCAGCAUCACCAGGGCUGAUGCCGACAAGGGGAUUGUCUCGUGCAUCAAGUUCUUUGCAAACUACUUUUUCUACAAGUUUGGCCUUGAGUGCUGCUACAUCAUGACUGCGGUGACUGUUUGUCUGCGGGUGGAUGCUGUGGCCCUGGUAUAUAUUGUGUUAGUUGCUGCCAUCAUGAUGAUGUCUCGGAGAACCAUAGCCAACCUGUGGCCCAUCUACAAGCUGGUGUUGGCCAUUUUGCUAGCUGUUCAGUUUAUUGUUGUUCUUGGCUUCCCCCCGGGUGUUUGCAUACAAUACCCGUGGGCAGAAAACAAGAACUUGACACCAAACCUGAAGCAGUGGUUGUAUUUACCAGACUAUAUCAAACCUCCACACUCUCUUGUGCUCAUAGCCGACUUUCUUCAGCUGCUGUUUGUCAGUCUACAAGCGUUUGUCUUCAGCAUUGAAGGUAACCGUGAAAGGAUGGAACGUUAUGGUGGAGGGGACAACGCAGACAUCUUGGAUGACGUGGAGCAGAAUAAACCUAUCCCUUGCAAAGACUUUACUCUAGAGCAAACGAAGGGCAUCGACAUGGUGAAGCACCUGGUAUUUGAACACAUGUUCUGGCUGACCAUGGCCAUCGUCUUCAUCACUGGGGCUACACGGAUAAACAUUUUCUCCCUCUUUUAUGUCAUUGCUGUCUUCUGCUUCAUGUGGUUCGGCAAGGAGUUCUUUCUGAAACCACUGAGGUCAAUGCUGAGAAU
Messenger RNA from Candidula unifasciata, 1418 nucleotides. NCBI's taxonomy places the organism in Eukaryota, Metazoa, Mollusca, Gastropoda, Stylommatophora, Geomitridae. The record is from the annotation of a GenBank genome assembly.